This is a messenger RNA of Stylophora pistillata, 477 nucleotides long. RefSeq lists its product as uncharacterized. NCBI's taxonomy places the organism in Eukaryota, Metazoa, Cnidaria, Anthozoa, Scleractinia, Pocilloporidae. The record is from RefSeq and is a predicted model, not a curated record.
AUGGUUACGUUGGAUUUUAACACUUUUGCUCUAUCUGUGGUUGCCUUUGAUAAUUUGUGCGAAAGGCUUAACGUGAGUAAGUUGGUCACUCUGAUCAUCAGCGAGAAAACAGUCUCCAUUCUCUGUCAGAUGGGGGAUUUUGGAUGUGGAGAUGGAGGUUGGACGCGUGUGAUGAAGAUUGACGGCAGCAAGACCACUUUUGAGUUCUACUCUAUGUGCUUGGAGGAUAAAAAGGUGUUUAAACCUAAAGGAGGCAAGACUGGGUUUGAUUCAAAAGAGACCAAGUUACCGACCUACUGGAGCAAAUCCUUCUCCAAGAUUUGUCUUGGUAUGAACAUCGACCAAAAACUCAGGUUUAUCGUCAUUAAUAAAGAUGCCGACUCUCUGUACUCACUGAUCGCUGACCGGAAAUAUCGCUACACACCACUGGGGCGUGACACGUGGAAGAGCCUUAUUGGUCCUCCUGCUUCCCUGUAG